CAGCUUUUACCGAGGUUUGUGAAGUCUUUUUAUUGCUUCAUUAGGAGAUGAUUCAAAUACUUUGAUUCUUUUUCUCUUUGGUCUGAUUUCAGAGUCACUGAGUCACUGAGAAAAAUCGAAGGAGCAGCAGACAACAAAGGUGCACACUUAAAAUGUAGCAAUACUCUGCAUGACUCCUAAAGCUGUAAUAUGUGAGCAAUGGGCCCUGAGCCUGUGUCAGAGUCAAGAUGAGAGAUACGCUUUCAUUGCUGAAUGGUAUGACCCAAAUGCUUCACUCUUUCGGCGUUAUGAACUUCUGUAUUAUCCAAAAGACUCAUCAAUUGAAAUGUAUGAUGUGAAGAACCGUCGCACAUUCCUGAGGCGCACCAAGUACGAGAGCUUGCACCUUGAGGAUCUCUAUGUGGGCAGCAAAGUCACUGUGUUCUCCCGGCACCUCACCAUAGUGGACUAUGGGAACCUGUACACAUCUCGCAAGCUUGGGAGCCGCAAAGAGAGAACGCUGGCUUUGAUUAAACCUGAUGGAAUGCGUAAGAUGGGACAAUUAUUUGAUAUCAUUAUUAAUGCUGGAUUGACAAUAACUAAGGCCAAAAUGAUGCUGCUUUCAAGAAAAGAAGCAGCUGAUUUCUAUGCUGAUUAUCGAGCAAAACCUUUUUAUCAUGAGCUUCUCCAGUUAAUAAUGAGUGGCCCCAUCCUUGCUAUGGAGCUCUUAGGAGAUGAUGCAGUGACUAAGUGGAGAGCAAUAGUGGGGCCAGCAAACCCUACAACGACUGAGAGUGAUACACUGGACAGCAUCUCAGAGAGCUUUGGACAUUGUGGCCUCAGAGAUGCAGCUUAUGGCCCAGAUUCAGUUGCUUCAGCUGCUAAAGAGCUGGAGUUGUUCUUUCCCUCCAGUGGAGGUCGUGGACCAGUCAGCAGUGCCAAAUUCACAAACUGUACUUGUUGCAUUAUUAAGCCUCAUGCCGUUAAUGAAGGGCUUUCUGGGAAGAUUAUAAAAGCCAUCCUCAAGGAAGGAUUUGAGAUCUCAGCUUUGCAGAUGUUCAACAUGGAGCGUCCAAAUGUGGAAGAAUUCUAUGAGAUUUACAAAGGCGUUGUCCCUGAAUACCUGGAGAUGGUUUCAGAGUUGUGUUCAGGCCCUUGCAUAGCAAUGGAGAUUAGACAAUUUGAUCCUUCAAAAGUGUUCAGAGACUUCUGUGGUCCUUCUGACCCUGUAUUAGCCCGUCACCUCCGACCUGGAACUCUGCGUGCUGUCUUUGGGAAGGACAAGAUUCAGAAUGCUGUUCACUGCACAGACCUGCCUGAAGAUGGACUUUUAGAGGUGCAGUACUUCUUCAAGAUUCUGGACAACUAACAGGACUGCAACAGACACGCACACAGAACUGUGUGUUCAUUCAUUUAUUUGUCCAAUGUUUCAACCUGACUGAAAUACAAGAUCAACAAGAGCACUGUACUCC
Molecule: messenger RNA, 1451 nt
Organism: Camarhynchus parvulus
Lineage: Eukaryota; Metazoa; Chordata; Aves; Passeriformes; Thraupidae
Gene: NME7
Product: NME/NM23 family member 7
Exons: 12
Coding region: 170-1348 (392 amino acids)
Biological process (GO): CTP biosynthetic process; GTP biosynthetic process; UTP biosynthetic process
Cellular component (GO): centrosome
Molecular function (GO): nucleoside diphosphate kinase activity; ATP binding
Source: RefSeq, a predicted model, not a curated record